This is a messenger RNA of Effrenium voratum, 1767 nucleotides long. The record is from the annotation of a GenBank genome assembly. NCBI's taxonomy places the organism in Eukaryota, Dinophyceae, Suessiales, Symbiodiniaceae.
AGCCAUCCCCUUAGCCUUUCGAGACAUGGCUCGCGCUGCCCUCUCUCUCGAGCCAUGCGCCGCCAGUGGCGAAGCCUCGAAAAGGCGCAUCGGGGAGCCGUGAUCCGCGUGCUGCAGUUCAACAUCCUGGCCGAGUCCCUGGCUGAAGGUUCCAGCGAGGAAGUCGUGCGGCCGACUGUGCCGGCAGGCCACUUCGCCGCUCCGGGCAGUGCCGGGUGCCACUACCACUCGCGCCUGGUUCACAGCUGCCACACCUUCCGCACGCUGAGGUCCCACCUCGACUGGGAAACUCGGAAGGCGCGGAUUGUGGACAUCCUGCUGCAAGCCCAGGCGGACCUGAUCUGCCUGCAGGAGGUGGACAACUUUGGUGAGCUGAAAGCGGCCCUCGAGGGAGCUGGUUAUGAGGGCCUCUUCUGCAAGAAGGCCUGGAAGAAGAUCCGGGACGGUAGCGCAGUCUUCUGGCUCCGCGAGAGGAGCCUCGCGACCAGAGCGAAUGUAUCGAUCGGUGUGACCUGGGCUUCUGGCAGUUUUCGGCUUUCCCAUGUGAAAAGGCAAACUUGCAGGCGACUGGCAGUCGCCCCCUUCAAUUUUUGGGUGCUCAAAAGCCGAAAUGUUCUAGUUGCCCAAAGGAAUACCACCGGACACCCUGAUUUCCGGGUCCUUUGGCAAGUGAGGAUGUCUUUGGAGCACUCGGAGUGCUUCCAGAUUCUGCCCAGCAGUGCCAUGACCGCGCUGCUGCUUCGCUUUUCUUUGGCCACCGGCGAGCGUGUGGUGGUUUGUGCGACCCACCUGAAGGCCGGCUUCUCCGCUGAGAUGGAGGAGCAUCGCCUGGCCCAGGCGACGGCGCUGGAGAAGCGGCUGCGGCACUUUGCGGGGAGGGAGGCCACCAUUUUGGCGGCCGACCUGAAUGCGCACUACGCGCCCUACGCGCUCUGCACGCCCAGCGCGUGUUGCGACCCCGAGCCCAGCGCUCGAGUGGAGCCCAAGACGGUGACCGCAUUGUUGGAGGCGGGGUUUCGCAGCGCCUACGGCUUCGGCGAAGCCGUCGCGAGCUUCCCGUCCUUCACAGCGUGGUCCGGGUGGCUGGACCGGGAUGUGAAGGCGGAUCUGGACUACAUAUUGCUCAGGGGGCCCGUGGUUCCGCUGGCUUUCUUGGAGGGUCCCGAGGAAGCUGCCGUGUUGCAAUGGCCUGAGCUGCUUCCGAAUCGGUGUUGGCCUUCGGAUCACAUACACUUGCUGGCAGACCUGGAGCUACUCUGAGCGUUUCAGCCGCGGCGUGUUCAAGCAAAGUUUGCGCCGCGCGUGGGCUGGAAGUGCUUGUUGUGCUUGAAGCAUGUUCAUGCUGAUCAGCGGAGUCACGUGCCUUGUUGGGUGCGGCGCUGCUGCGUAUCUGGAAGCUUGCAGAGAUUCUUUGGCUGCCAUGGACUGGCGUGAGAUUGGGAGCUUGACGUGUGCUGGCGUGUGGACAAACGCUGGAUCUGGCGAGUGGUUCGGCGCUGGCCUUGAACGUGUUGCUAGCGAGGUGUUCAAUCUAGCGUGGGCCAAUGGUUGCAGGGGCAGUGGGAGCUGCCGGUCAUGUUUGGUGCUGGUGCUGAUGAGUCAACCAGGGCUUGCUCCAGUCAUGGCCGACGGAGCUAGGGCGUCUGUGGCAACAUUGGACUCUGGGCACGGAGCUGUGCAGGCCGUGGACGGUGUUGCCUCCAGUUUUUGGGCUAAGCUGGGACUCCCGGCAAGGUACAUCAGCAUGCAGUGUUUGCACACCCACAU